Nomascus leucogenys (northern white-cheeked gibbon) is the source of this 1114-nucleotide messenger RNA. The record is from RefSeq and is a predicted model, not a curated record. NCBI's taxonomy places the organism in Eukaryota, Metazoa, Chordata, Mammalia, Primates, Hylobatidae.
GCACGCUUUCUUGAAAGAGGCAUUUACUGAGCGCCCAAUGUAUGCCUGGCACUGGGCUGCCACCUACGCGAGCACGACCAAUGCAGUCUAUCAGGGAGGCCCAGAUCGCCAAGCAGCGGGCCCCUGCAGUCCGCCAUGCCACUCCCGACGCCUAGAGCGCCGCUCAGCACACCGUGAGCGCCCAAUAACUGUUGGGCUCCAAUGACGCCGCGGAGGCAGCCCCGUCCCCGCGCUCCCGCCGCUCCCGCCGCUCGGGCAGCCCGGGAGGCCAGACGCUGGCGCUGCAGGGAGAGGGCGGUGGGGGUAGCCGUUAGGGGGCGGGCGGCGCAGGGCGCACCUUUCCGUGGGCCGCGUGGAUGGCGGCGCAGGGCGUAGGUCCUGGGCCGGGGUCGGCGGCGCCCCCGGGGCUGGAGGCGGCCCGGCAGAAGCUGGCGCUGCGGCGGAAGAAGGUGCUGAGCACCGAGGAGAUGGAGCUGUACGAGCUGGCGCAGGCGGCGGGCGGCGCUAUCGACCCCGACGUGUUCAAGAUCCUGGUGGACCUGCUGAAGCUUAACGUGGCCCCCCUCGCCGUCUUCCAGAUGCUCAAGUCCAUGUGUGCCGGGCAGAGGCUAGCGAGCGAGCCCCAGGACCCUGCGGCCGUGUCUCUGCCCACGUCGAGCGUGCCCGAGACUCGAGAGGCCUCCUUUCUCUCUGCCAGGAACAGUAGCCCCCCUGCAAGGCCCUCCUUUUCCUCCAGCCCGCAGCCUGCGGCCUCUCCGGCUCUGCUCCACAGCCCGGCUGCCACACACUCGCCUCUCUCUCCAGGCCCCCCGGGUUCCCUCCGCCUCUCUUGCUGCCUGUUCUCUCCUUUUGCAGGGAGAAACAAAGGCAGCACUGCCCUCGGGGGAGCAUUGGCCCUGGUGGAACGCAGCAGCCGCGAAGGAUCCAGCCAGAAGAUGCCACGCCAGCCCAGCGCUACCAGGCUGCCCAAGGGGGGCGGGCCUGGGAAGAGCCCUACGCAGGGCAGCACCUAGGAUGGGGCAGAGACUUGUCACAUCUUUGUCCCCAGCAAAGGCUACGUGUUAUCUCCUUCAGUUGAUAAUAAACCUUUCUGAGAUGCAGAGGGUCCAGGUCA